Messenger RNA from Yarrowia lipolytica CLIB122, 1788 nucleotides. RefSeq lists its product as uncharacterized. Gene Ontology annotation, cellular component: nucleus; cytoplasm. The record is from RefSeq and is a predicted model, not a curated record. NCBI's taxonomy places the organism in Eukaryota, Fungi, Ascomycota, Dipodascomycetes, Dipodascales. Gene Ontology annotation, molecular function: GTPase regulator activity.
AUGGAAUGGCUACUUGCUCAGGCGGGCGCCACGGCAGUCUCGUUUGCCACCCGUGGCGGCUACUCGCUGGCCACCCAUUACGCCGUGAAGACGGUCAAAAAGUUUAUGGAAAAAGUUCCGCCAGAGGACCGCAAGGGACUGGAAAAGACACGACAGCGGCUGGAAACCAAGAUUCUCAUCAUCUCGCCGGCAAUUGAUCUGAUCCAGCUGAUCUCAGCCCGAGGAAAUACCUCGUUGAGCACUACGGUGGCGCUGACCCGCGAGCUCAAGAACGACAUUGUGGAGUUCCAACAAGACAUGGACCAGAGCAUGGAGGACGCUUCUGUGUCGGUGGCGAGGGUCACGGAAGCGAUGGAUCUGCUGCUGAAACGGGUCGAAGAGGCAAUUCCGCUGAUUCAGCUCGCCUUGACCACCUCCGGCGCCUGUCUGAGCUCAGACCUGCCCAGUAACGUGUCUCCAGCGAGACUAUUGCAGGCAAUGGAUUACGUCAGACAAGCCGAAAGAGAAUGGGACACCCGGAGAGAUGUAUCACGUGCCGCAAAUUCCAGCGCCCUGGGAUCCAUUCCUACUUUGAAACCGGAUUUAAAUAACACUGAACCAGCCCAGACCGGUCGCUCAAAUACCGCAGACCUGUCUCACCACGACAUCCAAAUAGGACCCACCUUCUCAAUUACCACAUACACAACCUUCUCCUCGUCGACACAAAUAGCAUGGAAAGAAGACAUGGCCAGAGCAACACUGUCGCUCUUCCAGACCAACAAAAAGUACUCCUACUACCUGAAACUAGAGGAAAACUUCAACGACGGCCGUUACCACGAUGACCAGCCGCGAGUCAGCACCAUUGAUGUGUCCAAAAUCACCCGUUUGUUUUUCUCAGCCUCUGGAAAGCUGUUGGAAAUCGAAGACUCCAAAAGUCCAGUCCUGGUAGUCAAAAUUAACGAGGCCGAUUUGGAAAAGGAAGAAGAGGAAGAUGGGCACAAGGAUGAGGAAGACCCGGAGGAAAAAGUCACGUGGCUGGCAAUCGAGAGCUGGUCACGUGACGUGGAGGAAGAGGAGGAGUCCGAGGAGUUUGAGGAGUAUGAUGUUGACAACUCGUUUGAUAUGAGCGUCACCGAGGACACCCCCGGCAAGUCACGUGUAUUUGAGUCGCCUGUGAAACGGGAGGGCGGUGGUCCGCCACGUGACUAUGACAAUCCUCGAGACUUUCUGCGGUCGCGCGACUUUUCCAAGUACGAGGGCGCACGUGACCACCACCACGUGACGUCGCUCUCGCAGCAGCUGGACGGCUUGUCCAUCGACUCAGAGUCACGGGUCUCCAUUUCUCUGCUGGAGUAUCUCAUUCGUCUUCUGGCUCUCCAGUCCAAUGACCAAAAGUCCGCCCUUGAAAUCACAGAUGAGCGUCUUAAUCUGUAUCUCCGAGACGAGUCACGUGCUUCAGAUUAUGAGCAGUCUGUCCCGGCGGUGGAGUCUCAGCGUACAAUGUCCAGACCCAUAGCGCCCGAUACUCCUGUGGUUCUUGGCGGUAGGAGAGGCGGACGGGUUGGGGUCCCUGUGUCUAGCAGUAUAGGCCGAGGUCACGUGCUGCAUCACAAUGUUGGUCAGGGUCAUCUGACUGGUCCCGGGCCGUCUUUUGGUCACGUGUCAGCCUCGGUUUCGCGGCCCUCGUCUUCUGCUGCUCCUCAGACUCCCAUGAGGAACAAUCAGUUUUCGUCGUUCCACACGCCGAAUACCAAGAGUGCAUGGGAGGUGGAUCGGGUCAUGCGACCGAGUCCGUUGAAGAGGCAGUAA